This is a messenger RNA of Ornithodoros turicata, 6104 nucleotides long. RefSeq lists its product as uncharacterized. Gene Ontology annotation, molecular function: nucleic acid binding; zinc ion binding. Gene Ontology annotation, biological process: DNA integration. The transcript has 2 exons. The record is from RefSeq and is a predicted model, not a curated record. NCBI's taxonomy places the organism in Eukaryota, Metazoa, Arthropoda, Arachnida, Ixodida, Argasidae. The coding region runs from base 974 to 5362 and encodes 1462 amino acids.
CAGCGCGCGCCCUGGGUAAAUGCGAGCCGCGCGCCUGUUUGCCGAUCGCGAAGCAAAGGCGAAGGUAGCAAACAUGGAGUCUGAGAACGAGAGUGAUGUUUCUCUGUCUGGGGGAGAUUCUGACGAACAUGUAAGCGGUAGCGGCGAUGAGUUAAUGCUGGAUGAUGACCCAUACUCUACGGACCCAAUGCCUCUGGAACCCGCCGACCAUGCACGAGAUGUGGCUGCGGCUAACCCGCGGGAUGACAUUUUCAGGUGUGUGUGUGGAGUCUGCGACCCACAGGAGCCCGACGAGCGCCUGUGUUGCCAUUCUGUUGCCAGGGUGGUAGAAAUGUUCAACAGUGCCGCCGUGCAGUGCAUAACACAACACCCAUUACUCAGGGACAUCUGCCUCCGUAGGGAGCUUCUAGUGGUGUACGCGCCUCAAUUCUGCCGCUAUGAUCAACAUUUUAGGCGACUCAAUCCCCAGGACCACAGGUAAGCCUGCUGCAGUGCUCUUCCGUUUGCUAUGAUUACGACCGUGAUGAUUUUUUCGGUUUAAAUGACCUCUGUCACGACUGUGUCGCUACCGUCGGUCCCGCUCUACUGCCAUCAUCACAGGCAUCGUCGGGCGCGGGAAAACGCGGGCGGCUCGUGCACGAAACGAACAAAAACCGAGCAGCACGGGAGCUGAUGGUCUCUCUCUUGACUGGUCUGGUCCAUCGUCAUGUCUGCCAGGGAUUACGACUUUCAUUAAAAUCCAGUUGCUGGACCUCUCUGUGUCGUCGUUUCGGGGGAAGGAAUGCAUCAACUGGUGGCAGCGGUGCACGGCGGACCUCAUGUGCUUCGAGUAUGUAAAGGUGGGUACUAGCUUUGCUGAUUAGUUGUAACCAGGAUUUAGCCUAGUGUUCUAAAUCUGGUUAGUUAACCCUACUGUCGAGGAGUCCUCGUUCGUUUUCCUCAUAGUAUUGUUUGUAGGCAAAGAUACCCAAGUAUGAAGCUAGAUUCACUCAAGAAAGAUGACUUGUUAGAAAUAUGUGAGGAUUUAGGUAUUGAUACUUCGAAAUUGAAGCGAAAGCCUCACAUUAUUGAAGCCAUAUUGAGUGCGGAUAUCGACGAUGAUGAAGUCGAAGAAACCUGGCAGAUGAUAAGGGACAGAAGGGAGAGGAAAGAGAGAGAGUAUGCUCAGCAAAAAGAAUUAUUAGAUAUUCAGCUGAAAUUGCAAGUCGCGCGCAACGAGGAAGCUGAUAAAAUUGCUGAGACUAGCUUUCCUCAAGUAAUGCAGGUGGAGUCAUUUAAAAUGACAAAUUUUAUGCAGCCCUACAAGUUAGGAGAGGACAUAGGUAUGUAUCUAGUAAACUUUGAACGUACCUGCGAAAGGCAACAUUUUGUCAAGUCUUCUUGGCCACAAAGGCUCCUUACUCUUUUGCCUGGUGAAACAGCAGAUGUUCUAGCGCGGAUGCCAAAGGAUGAGUCUGAAGAUUACGAUAAAGUAAAGAGCAGUCUUUUGAGAAAGUAUCGCCUAUCUGCUGAGGCUUUCCGCCAAAGAUUCAGAUCAGAUGUUAAGAAGCCCAAUCAACCUUACGUAGACUUCGCGUAUAACUUAAAGUCUAAUUUGGUGGAAUGGUUGACGGAGGUAAAGGCUUAUGGCGAUCAUGACAAAGUCAUACAGCAUAUUUGCAUAGAACAGUUCUUUGAUCGCAUCCCAGAAGAUAUGAGAUUCUGGAUUCAGGACAAACCAGACGUUGACACCAUAGAAAAAGCAUCAGAAUUGGCUGAUGAUUAUGUAUCUAGAAGGGUCUACAAUUCGUCAUCCAUGAGCUUGAAAACACGCAAACCUUUCACACCUUAUCGGAAGUUUGCUACUAACAAACCGGAAAGAGACAUCCCACUUGCUACCCCUCGUGAAAGCAGUCAGAAAGGUGCACAGAGUACCACCAUGAAAGAAAAAACUGCCAAUGCGAGAGUUUUCGAAGCUAGAAAACCUCCAGUUUGUUAUUUCUGUCACGAACCAGGUCACAUCGCAAGUGUUUGUGAUAAAAAACCGAAAACAGCUUUUUCCUACGUAAAAGAUGACGAGGAAAACCUUAAGUUGCUAGGACCUUACCUCUGUGACUUAACGGUAAACGGUACACCGUGUAAAGCACUAAGAGAUAGCGGUGCCACGAUAGAUGUUGCCCAUCCUUCGCUGGUUAGACCCGAGGAUUAUACAGGCGAAUCAACGUGGAUCAGGCAAAUUGUGCAGGCAAACAGUGUAUGUCUUCCUGUAGCUAAGGUGACCCUUAAGGGAUCCUUUGGUGAAAUCACAACCGAAGCUGCUGUAUCUAAAGGUAUUCCCCAACAUUAUCCCUAUUUAUUUUCGAACAAGUCUGCAAAUCUAUUAGCAGAACAAGGGAAAGAAUGCAGUGCACAACAGGUGAACGCUCUCACACGUUCGAAAGCGCGUGAAGUGGCGAAUAAGCUUCGGUACGAUUACCACACAGAGCAAAUCCUAGAGACGGAACCAAAAGUUCCCGUUCCGAAUCCUAACGAAGAAUCCUCCCCAGAUGUUGGUCAAAACAGUAUUCAGCAGGAUCUUGAAUACGCAGAAAACUCUGCAGCGUGCUCCUUUUUGCCUCCCAUAUCAAAUAGUUUUGACAGCUUACGAGGACUUGACAAACAAACUCUAAAGCUGGAGCAACAAAGUGACUCAACGCUAGAGAGACUUUUCAAACUCAUUGAUGGUGUCCCUAGAAAAAAUGCGACGUUUGCCACAAAGUCGGAUCUCUUAUAUCGUUAUUACAACGACCGCAAAGGUAGAACUUUGGAUCAGCUAGUUGUACCACGAAAGUACAGACAAGAUAUUCUGCACCUCAGUCAUGCAUGUUCAUGGUCAGGUCAUUUAGGAAUCAGAAAAACUAAGGACAGACUCCUUCAGGAAUACUACUGGCCAGGAUGUUUUAAAGAUGUAGAAAACUUCGUUCGGUCAUGUGAUUCAUGCCAAAGAGUAGGGAAAUCUACCGACCAGUGGAAAGCACCACUUAAACUAGUCCCUAUAAUCACAGAACCCUUCAAGCGCUUAGUAAUCGACACGGUAGGUCCUUUACCACAAACUAAGUCAGGAUACCGUUACAUACUAACGCUGCUGUGUCCAGCAACGAAGUUUCCUGAAGCAGUGCCUCUCAAGGAAAUAACUUCUUCCGAAAUAGUGGAUGCCUUGCUUGGCGUCUUUGCACGAAUAGGUUUCCCCAGCGAAAUUCAAAGCGAUCAGGCAAGCGUGUUUACUAGUGCACUGACAACAACCUUUCUACAACGCUGCGGGAUUACCAUCGUCCACAGCUCAGUAUAUCAUCCACAAAGCAAUGCAGUUGAACGUUGGCAUUCAACACUCAAACGAGUUCUACGAGCUCUAUGUUAUGAACAUAAAAAAUAUUGGGACAUGUGUUUGCCGGCAGCAAUGUUUGCUCUUAGAACUGUUCCCCAUGAGGCAACAGGAUUUAGCCCUGCGGAACUAGUCUAUGGCAGAUCACUAAGAUCACCGCUGAGAAUAAUCAGAGAACAAUGGGAAGAUAGUGGGGACGAUCCCACAGUGGUAGACUACGUUUUAGAAUUGUUAAAUCGUUUACAUGUAGCUCAAGAGCUAACACUAGAGAACAUGAAAAUUGCCCAGGAAAAAGCUAAAACUUACUACGACAGGACAGCUAGGUCACGGCUCUUCUCACCGGGGCAAAAAGUAAUGAUAUUACGACCGUGUCGUCAAAACAAACUGCAAGUUCAGUGGGAAGGUCCAGCACAGGUAAUAGAAAAACUUUCCGACACCAACUAUGUCGUUCAGCUUGGCAAACGUAAAUCAUCCGUCAAAAUCUACCACGCAAACUUGAUGAAACCGUACACCGAUCGCGAGGCUAUUGUUAACCUCACACUAAACGAACCUGAGGAAAUCCCCUUAGACAUCCCUUCUCUAGGAACGGGUAAAGUUCCCACAGUUCAUGAAAUAAUGCUUAAUAUCGUCGAAGCCGGUGACUUGCAACCUAAUCAAAUCCAAGAUCUGACUCAUUUAAUCGAGGAGUACCAGACUUUAUUUUCUGAUACGCCCGGCAAAACUACAUUAGCUUGUCAUGACAUAGAACUAACAUCAGAAAAGCCAGUUAAGUCCAAGCCGUAUAGAAUGGCACCUAGACAGAAGGCCAUACUAGAAACUGAAAUUAAGAAAAUGCUCGACUUAGGGGUAAUAGAACCCGGUGAAAGUGAUUAUGCAUCGCCUCUAAUUUUAGUUGAAGCUCCAGGCAAGGAUCCUCGCCCUUGCAUUGAUUAUAGAAAGCUCAACGCAAUAACGCGGGAUCAAAUCUACCCAAUUCCGAACAUCGAAGAAAGGAUUGAGACUGUUAGUGCAGCAAAAUUUAUCUCAACCUUAGAUUUGGUACGAGGAUAUUGGCAAGUACCCCUCACAGAACGAGCAAAAAGGUACGCAGCAUUCACAUCACCAAUCGGUACUUUCAGACCUGUCAUGCUCACAUUCGGCCUGAAGAAUGCUCCUUUCUGUUUUUCGAAGCUCAUGGACACAGUUCUAAAGGGUCUCGAAAACUUUGCAGUUCCCUACCUUGAUGAUGUUGCAAUUUUUUCUUCCACUUGGGAAGACCACAUUCAACACCUUAAAAUAGUUUUUCAGCGUUUUAGAGAGGCAGGGCUUAUUAUGAAAGCAAAGAAGUGCAAACUUGCACGCUCCCAUGUAACAUAUCUCGGUCACAUUGUUGGACAUGGGUACCGCAGCCCACUUCAGACAAAAGUUGCUGCGAUUAAAGAUUUUCCUCGCCCAACUACAAAAACCCAAGUCAGGUCUUUCUUAGGACUCACUGGAUACUAUCAAAGGUACAUCAGAAACUAUGCUGACAUCGCCAGUCCUUUAACCGAUGCAUUGAAAAACAAUCAACCCAAUCGUAUUCUAUGGGAUACGACCAAAGAAAGCGCUUUUCAAAAGUUAAAAACAGCGCUAUGUUCAAAACCACUCCUUCGGGCCCCAGACUUCGCACGUCCUUUCAUCAUUCAGUGUGAUGCAAGUGACAGAGGUAUAGGUGCGGUGCUUUGCCAAAGGGACGAAGCUGGAAGAGAACACCCCGUCGUAUACAUAAGUAGAAAACUAACCCUACGCGAACAGGCAUAUUGUGCUUCCGAAAAGGAAUGUGCUUGCAUUGUAUGGGCCAUUCAAAAACUUAGUUGUUACAUGUACGGAACGAGGUUUACAGUCGAGACAGACCACUGUCCUCUCACUUGGCUAAACCAAAUGUCAAACAAAAACUCUAGACUUUUACGUUGGAGUAUCAUUCUUCAACAAUAUAACUUCGAUGUUCGCUACCGUAAAGGUAAAGAGAAUGGCAACGCUGAUGCUCUCAGCCGCGCAGUAUGAGUUCAUUUUUGGAAUACUUUUUCAUUUUCAGAAUCUUUCUUUCAUUCUCCCACUCUUCCCUUCGUUUGCUAUGGUGUAUCAAAACUUACUUCGUUACUGCACAUUGUUGGAUUUUUGUAUAUAAAAGUGCAGUUCACACUUUGGUUACUAUUUUGGGUAUCGUUCUUGAUAUUCUGAUUUCAUACGUACUUUGCCUUCAUGGGAUUAAGGAUAGGACACCUUUUCUUCUUUACAUAUCCUGGUUCAAUUAAAAGGUAUAGGCUAGGCCUCGCCUGAGCUGCUUGGGGUGCUUUGGUGGUUUGUCUGCUUCCGUUUGCUCACGCAGUGUUCACAACCCCAACUACAUCUGGAGGCUUCAUACAUGAAUUCCCUCCUGGUCAUCGAACAAACGUCAUCGAUUGGCCACUGUCCAAGCCGCCACCUUCAGGCCCUGGACCUUACUGCGCCAUUGGAUAAAACAUCGCCACCAUCAAGCCACUCCAGAGUCACGGCAGCAAGCCGUCACACCUCCUUGGCUUCCUCUUCAUCGGCGGGGAAAGUUGUCACGACUGUGUCGCUACCGUCGGUCCCGCUCUACUGCCAUCAUCACAGGCAUCGUCGGGCGCGGGAAAACGCGGGCGGCUCGUGCACGAAACGAACAAAAACCGAGCAGCACGGGAGCUGAUGGUCUCUCUCUUGACUGGUCUGGUCCAUCGUCAUGUCUGCCAGGGAUUACGACUUUCAUUAAAAUCCAGUUGCUGGA